This is a messenger RNA of Vigna unguiculata (cowpea), 1381 nucleotides long. Its product is annotated as putative prolyl 4-hydroxylase 10. Gene Ontology annotation, cellular component: endoplasmic reticulum. The record is from RefSeq and is a predicted model, not a curated record. NCBI's taxonomy places the organism in Eukaryota, Viridiplantae, Streptophyta, Magnoliopsida, Fabales, Fabaceae. Gene Ontology annotation, biological process: peptidyl-proline hydroxylation to 4-hydroxy-L-proline. Gene Ontology annotation, molecular function: procollagen-proline 4-dioxygenase activity; L-ascorbic acid binding; iron ion binding.
GGAAAACCGGGCGCGCAAACGGAAGCACAGCCCACAGAACGUAAGAGAACAGAACAGAAGACAGAGUCUUACAUUACAGAGCCCAAACACUGAACCAAUCAACUUUCUCCUCUUCCUCCGAAUCAAAUUCCGAUCGGCUGUUCCACCGCCAAACUCAUUCAGGAUCUUUGUAAUGAUGAAAACCAGACAACCUCGGAUUCGGAAAUCGUCGAGGCCGUCGUGGACGCUGACGCUGUCGCUGCUCGUCACCUGCUGCUUCCUCGUUCUCAUUCUCCUCACUCUCCGGAUUCUCUCCGCUUCCAAUGCCAACUCCUCCACUGCUCUCUCCAAACCCAACGAUCUCAGCUCCAUCGCUCGCACCUCUCACGUCCAAGAAGACGACAACCAGGGAGAACGCUGGGUUGAAAUAAUAUCCUGGGAGCCCAGAGCUUUUCUCUAUCAUAAUUUUCUGAGCAAGGAGGAAUGCGAGUAUCUAAUUAAUAUAGCGAAGCCAAAGAUGCAAAAGUCAUCAGUUGUUGAUGCUAAAACUGGAAAGAGUAUGGACAGCAGAGUACGGACUAGCUCCGGUGCUUUUAUGGCCAGAGGACGUGAUCAAAUUGUGAGGGAUAUUGAGAAAAGAAUUGCUGAUUUUACUUUUAUACCCGUAGAGCACGGUGAAGGACUUCAAGUUCUCCAUUAUGAAGUUGGACAAAAGUACGAGCCUCAUUUUGACUACUUUAUGGACAACGUUAACACUAAGAACGGGGGACAGCGGAUAGCAACAGUGCUGAUGUACCUUUCAGAUGUUGAAGAAGGUGGUGAGACAGUGUUCCCAGAUGCGAAGGGAAAUGUUAGCUCUGUGCCUUGGUGGAAUGAGCUUUCUGAAUGUGGAAAAAAAGGACUUUCAAUUAAACCAAAGAUGGGUACUGCUUUACUUUUCUGGAGCAUGAAGCCUGAUGCAACCUUAGAUCCAUUGAGUUUGCAUGGUGGGUGUCCAGUGAUUAAGGGUAAUAAGUGGUCAUGUACCAAAUGGAUGCGUCUCAAACCAUACAAAGCUUAAAUACCCAUUACUUCAGGCUCAUAAUGAAUUCAACAUGUCAAUAUUAUACUAAGGGGGUGGAAGGAAAAUGUUCAUGUAACUGCGCCCUGUAAUUUUUGGAUGUUUUACCAUACCUCAAUUCUUUGUCCUACCCUUUCUGGUUAAAUUACUAAUCGAGACUAAUAAAUUUUUAAAGAUUUGCAUUGGUUAGGAGAUGAAGAAAUAGUAUGAAACCAAUAGAUGGAAUGAGUAUAUAUCAUAGGCUUUUCGAGUUUUUUUUUUUUAAUGUUUUCUGCUUCUGUUGUUAUAGAAUUUUUUAUAUUCUUUGUUCCAUAUUAUACGAAUUUAAGUAUUGAUUGACAA